UCCCCCUCCUCCAGUGAAGAGCGGGUUGUUGCCUUGGCAUCACACAGUACCGUUGGUCCCAAGACGCUACAAGAGAAGGAGGGGAAAUGGCCCAAGCGGUGACCAUGUCUACCGCUAGCCUGCUGCUCCAAGAUGAAGAAUUGAGCCUGGCAGACCGAGCUCGUACCCUGCUAGCCACACGGAAGCUCAGCCUCUCCCCUAACAUCUUAGAGCUCCUAACCAUGCCUUCCUUCCUAGAUGAACUGGAGGAAGAUUGCCGGCCUCGUAUUUCAGAAGACCUAAAAAUAGGUUUUAUGAUCUCGGAUCAUGCCACUCAGACUGAUACAAGUGAAAUAGGGGAUCUGAAAGACUUUACAGCAACAACAAGAACUUUGUUAAAGUUCACAAAUGCAAUCUAUGAUGAAUUUUCAAUGUAUAAAAAUGUCCUUAAGGCACAGUAUGAGGAGAAAAUACAGGAACAGGCAUUCCACCUCUGGUCAGAAAUUGAAGAUAGACUGAAAUACAUUGAGGAAUUUUAUAAGCAGAAAGAAGCCAACAUACGAUAUAGCUACCAGCAACAAUUAUGCGAUGCACUUGCAAUCCUCAGAACAAACUACACGAAAUAUUUCCAUAUCGAGGAAGAACUUGAAGAAGGUGAAGUAUCAUUAGAAGAAAAGAUAGACGCAAUGAGAAGCAAGAUCGAAGAGCAGUCCACUCGGAUUCGAAUGUUAGAAGAAGAACUAGAGGACUAUCAAACAAAGGAAACCAAAGCGCUUACACAACACGAGGAAGACAUUGAAAAAGACAUGCUGCUUCAUCAAGAAAAUUGGGAGUUCAAACAACAGAUUGCUAGCCUUAAUCAAAAGCUCUUAUACCUCCACGAAACUGUGAAGCAUAAAGAGAAAGAGAAAGCUGAUUUAGAUACUGAAAUCAGACAAAUGCAGGACAAAAGAGAAAGAGAUCUGAAGACAAUAGAAAAGCUAAUGAACUCUCAAGAAAUACUAAAGUUGGAACUUGACAGGGAGAAGCAGAGAGUUCUAGCUAAAGCUCUGGAAGUAAAACAAGCACAAGAUGUUGCAGCAAAAUUAGCAGAAGCACAAGCAUCUAUCUCAAAGAGAGUAUCAGUCCAUGUAGCAAAAAAAGUAAAGAAGCCAGGAAAAGGAAAACUAAGAGAACGGAGAGCAUCUGCACGAUCAACACCCACAAAAGAAGGAGCCACAAAAGAAGCAGCCGCUAAAAAAGUGUCUGCAGAAGAAGCGGCAGCGAGGGAAGCAGCAACAGCAAGCGAAGUAGCAACGAAAAAAAGUGGCUCCGGUGCAAAGGAUGAAGUUUUGGGAGGGUUACAAUUUAGUGACAAGGAGGCUGAAAUAAAAGCACUGAGAGAGGAGAUAAAGAAGCUUAGAAAAGCUUUACAGGACGUCAGGCAGCGUGCUCAGAGACUUCAACAGGAAAAUCUGCAAUCAAGUCGAGCUUGGAAACUGAAAUUUGAAAUUCUAAAGAAAAGCCUGCAUGCAAUUAAGGACGAAAUGUUUCUUCGACAAUCGUUGCGUCAAGCAACAAGGUUUAGACGCCCGUCACUAACUGAUAGGACAGCUCUUCCUCUGCAUAUACAGAACCCUUCACACAUCAAGGAUCCAUUUUCGAGUAGUUUAUAUAUGCAUUAUAUGCCUCUGCCUGAGAUAAAUUCUCAGUCAGGGGCAGAGUCGAAUGAAGAAGACCUUGACAGAACUAAAAUUCCAGUUUCCAUAAGCAUUCCCAGUGCAUUUACGUGUGAGUCUACGGAUGAAGACUACUGUGAGGAACAGCCGCUUAUGCCUUCACCUGGCUCUUCUGUGCCCUGAAAGUGUGCUAGGGGCCACCUGCAAGAUGAAAAGAAAAAGAAUGCCGCGGCUAGAAAUGAAAUUCACUGCCAUCUCUCAUCUCACACAGAAGAUCCCCAGUCCAGCUGCCCUGUCUGUAGAGGGUGAACACUUGCUUUAUCCUACAGACCUCUGGGGGACUCUGAGCAAAAUAGGCGACACCAGAAACCACCCUGUCCUGAGCGUCCCAAUCAUGAAGUAUGGUCGAGAUGGAGAUUACUGGUUUUAAUGGUGCCUGAUUUUGCUCAUUCCCUGCAGAGAGUUAGUUUGGAGUUACUUCAUUUUUAUUUUAAAACAAAAUGUUUCCUGAAUAAAAAGGUCACAUCAGCCACA
This is a messenger RNA of Hemicordylus capensis (graceful crag lizard), 2171 nucleotides long. RefSeq names its product chromosome 6 C10orf67 homolog (gene C6H10orf67). The record is from RefSeq and is a predicted model, not a curated record. Lineage: Eukaryota; Metazoa; Chordata; Lepidosauria; Squamata; Cordylidae. The coding region runs from base 87 to 1820 and encodes 577 amino acids. The transcript has 16 exons.